Messenger RNA from Paracoccidioides lutzii Pb01, 999 nucleotides. RefSeq lists its product as hypothetical. The transcript has a single exon. The coding region runs from base 1 to 999 and encodes 332 amino acids. The record is from RefSeq and is a predicted model, not a curated record.
AUGUCCCGCAAUAAACGCCUUCUUCCGGCCUCUAUCCGCGACAUCUUAACCAAUCCCACGGCGGCAACCCUUGAAAAAUUUGACCCCUGGAACUCAGCAUCAACUGGCCAUCAACGAGCGGGAAAAUCCCAUAUUGGUGGCCCCCGCUGGCGACAGGUGUUGUCUCAAAAACUUGGGAGACAGUUUGGGGAUGACACAGGUCGUGGUGGUGGAGUUGGCGACGGUGAGUGGGAUUGGGUGUCUUCAGCGCAGUAUGGAGAAGCUAGAAGGAGAGAAGGAGGAUCCGGAGAUAUCAGAUCUUUAAUGGGUGGCGUUAAAAAGAGGAGAUUACAUGGAGGGACAGUGGACAUGAAGCAAAUCAUUGCAAAGGACAGCAUCGAUGGCGGCAUUACCCAAGGAAACGGAGCGUUCGCUUUUGAUGAUUCGAGAACUGGAAGUGACAGGAAUGACAGAUUGCAUGAACGAAACAGGGUUUACGGUACACCGUAUGUUAAGACAGAUCCAAAAGGAAGAGAAGGAAAUAUCAAGAGCCCUACACAUGCAACGCGAUGCGAGUCGAAAACCAUCAUUCCUAGUUCUCCUCCAAAGCCCCCUCAAGGUAGCCUCCAUCCUGUUUCUCAACUGACGUCCUUAGCAUCUACAACCAAAGGAAUAUUUACCAAUUUGACGAUAUACGUCAAUGGCUCUACUUAUCCACUUAUAUCAGACCAUAAGCUCAAACAUCUUCUCGUUUCAAACGGCGCAAACGUCACUUUUGCUCUCGCUCGACUGACAGUCACCCAUGUAAUCCUUGGCAGGCCGAACAGGAAUAAAAAUGGUAGCGGUGCUGGUGGAGGGCUCGCGGCGACAAAGCUGCAGUGGGAGAUUCAGCGGAAGGGUGGAAAAGGGGUGAAGUUCGUUGGAGUAGAAUGGUUUGUACAUGCCACGCUUUCCCCUGGCUUAGGUGUUGUCAUUGAUAUUCAGCUUUAUUCAGUCUCCCCGCCCCUUGUUUCCAACUAA